Molecule: messenger RNA, 2365 nt
Organism: Drosophila biarmipes
Lineage: Eukaryota; Metazoa; Arthropoda; Insecta; Diptera; Drosophilidae
Exons: 2
Coding region: 117-2024 (635 amino acids)
Source: RefSeq, a predicted model, not a curated record
UUGUCAAUCUCUAGCGGCGAAUGUAACUAUUUGUAACCCUCACUUUUCCAGUGGAUUUCGUUUCGGCCAGUGCACAGGCUAACCACUUUUCCGUGUGAGUAUAAGUGAAUCCGGCAAUGGAGCCCAGCUACAGGGAAAAACGGGAGUGGCUAAACAACCGCGGCAGUGCCGGCAAUGACACUAGCAACUACGGAGCCCAUCGGGUCACCACCACCGGCUACUCCGGCCAGUUGGGCCAGCCGCCCCAAAAGGCUCGCAACCUGGGUGGCUGGGCCCCCUGGUCGGGGCCAAGCACAUUCGCAAACUCCGUGCCUUACAACUCAUCCUCUGUUUACCACAAUCCUGCUGCCCCGCAGGCCAACUCUCUGUGGAGCCGCGAAAGACCCGAGUACAACCGGCAUCAAGAUCAAGACCAAGACCAGGCGAGACCAAGCACAAACAUGAACAGCCGCACCUGGUCGGCCAGCCGUGGACCUGCUCCACCUCCACCCCCUUCCAUCGGGGUGGACCAGUGGCAGGUUCUGGGACAGGGACAAGGACAGGGGCAUGGUCCUAAACCAAACCCAGGUCCAAGUCAAAGAAUGCAAUCCAUAAUUAAUCAAGCGCUAGAACGGGGUGUUUCGAAAUUUGUUUGUGAGCAGCUCGCCACUCUUAGCGGCGCCAGAUGCAAGUGGUUCUAUCGCUACGUCGAUUUGGGACUCGGCCCCAAGGAGGCCCUGUCCAAGACCUUGGAAAGAAUGGCCAACACGGCUGGCUUCAAGGGUGGCGCCCUCAAGUGGUACGAAAAGUACAUUGCCAGCGGCUGCACCGAGAAGGAGGCUCGAGAGAAGGUGCUCGAGUACCAGAGGAACAAUGCGGCCAGCCGCAAGCUCCAGGGCUCGCAGCAGGCAGUUGUUCCGGAUGAUCGCGGGCGCAAGCGUCCGAUCGAUAACAAGGACUCCAUUGGCGGCAGGGCCAAGGAGGAGCCCAAGAAACCGCGGAGGUCUGCGGAGUCGCCUCCGAGGAAAAACAUUGUCAUGGCCGUCAUGCCGGAUAAGUAUCCGGCAUGCGUACUGAGCAAGAAACAGCUGUCUCGGAUCGAGGCCGCCCUCGUGGAGGAGAUGAGAAAGGGUUGGAAGACCAGCAUCAACUUUGGAGGCAUUCAAUUCCUCCCGGGUCUGAUCCUAGUUACCUGCAUUGACAGGAACACCAAAAAGUGGUUGGAGCACGUGGUGCCGAACAUCGCAGUCGUACAGGGGAUCACCCUGACCACCCGUCCGGAGACCGAAAUUCCCGCCACCAAGGGGAUAACUGUCUUGGUACCGCGCUCCGCCGACGAGCCCGAUAAUAUCACAACAGAGCUCCUGAUCGAUCAGAAUACGGACCUCCUGUCGAAAACUUGGCAGGUCGUCCGCUCUACCACGACCAAGGAGGGCAACAAGGUGGUGACCAUCACCCUAAGUGACAAGUCCUUUGAGCUGCUGCAGCUGAAGGGCCUGACAGUCAGCUAUCGUUUUAGCCAGCUUUCGUGUCGCCCAAUAAGCGGCAAGGAAGCUCUCAGGACAGUUCGCGUCAACUACGCGGAGCCCCGUCCGCCACCACCGCCAAAGAAUGAUGCUUCCCAGUCCAGCGAAAUCGACCUGACUGAGGAUGAUAGUGAAGAAUUUAUUUCUCAGCUUAACCUUGUUGUGGUUGACGAGGUUAAGGGAGAUGAGGACGAUGAAAACGAAGAGGCUCCAGAAGGAGAAGCUGAUGGGGAACACGAUGACCAGGAGAUUGCUGAAGGGCACGACGAAGAGGAGACUGCUGAGGGCGAGCACGACGAGGAGGACACUGCCGAGGGGGAAUAUGUCGAGCAUGAAGCCGCUGAGGGGGAAAACGUGGAGGAGGAGGCUGCUGAAGGGGAGCCUGAGGAAUCGUACGAAGUUGAGGGGAGCGUCGGAGACGAUCACGAGCAGGAGGAAGAAGUUGAGAAUGCUGGUGAGGAAGAGAAUCAGCAUGGUGACGGGGAAGAGGCUGAGGCUGAGGGAACCACCAUAGAAUAAGCAGCCCCUUGUAAGUAUGCACCAUGAAUGGAUAGACAAGGUGAUCUCAAGAAACACAUUAUGCAAAGCAACAUUUUAAAAUGAACCAUUAAUUCAUUUGCAACACGCCCUAGACAUUAGUAUUUACCACAAAGAAGCUCACAAGACAUCGACAAAUAUGGUUCCAGCAAGCGAACACAAGUUUGACACAAAUUUACGACCUUUUACGGCAGUAUCUGGACAUACUCCUCCUACCUCCUACAUUUUGACAUCCUUAAUUUACAUACAAAAUGAAUUUGUAUUAUGAUUUAUGAUUAAAAACAUUUGGUUUUGGACCGCAACAUGGGUCAAAAACAUCUGUA